Molecule: messenger RNA, 1161 nt
Organism: Pelodiscus sinensis (Chinese soft-shelled turtle)
Lineage: Eukaryota; Metazoa; Chordata; Testudines; Trionychidae
Gene: UCHL1
Product: ubiquitin C-terminal hydrolase L1
Biological process (GO): ubiquitin-dependent protein catabolic process; protein deubiquitination
Cellular component (GO): cytoplasm
Molecular function (GO): cysteine-type deubiquitinase activity
Source: RefSeq, a predicted model, not a curated record
AGGCCCGGAGUGAGUCAGCCCGACGGUAUAUAGCGCAGGGCGGGCGGCUCCUGUUUGCAGAGCAGUCGGUCUCAGCGCGUUCUUCUGUUUUUGGCGUUUGCUUUGCCGCCACCGUCCCCGAGCACCAUGCAGUGGCAGCCCAUGGAGAUUAACCCCGAGAUGCUGAACAAAGUGUUGUCCCGGCUGGGUGUUGCCCCUGGCUGGCACUUUGUGGAUGUGCUGGGGUUUGAGGAAGAUGUGUUGAGCUCUGUGCCCACCCCAUCUUGUGCUCUACUCCUGCUCUUUCCCCUCACUGCCCAGCAUGAAAACUUCAGAAAAAAACAGAUUGAAGAACUGAAGGGACAAGAAGUUAGUUCCAAGGUGUAUUUUUUGAAACAGACGGUUGGCAAUUCCUGUGGUACAAUUGGUCUGAUACAUGCAGUUGCUAAUAACCAAGAUAAACUUGUAUUUGAUGAAGGCUCAGCCCUGAAGAAGUUUCUCAAGGAAACAGCUGACCUCUCUCCUGAAGAGAGAGCAAAACGCCUUGAAAAUAACAAGGCUAUUCAGGAAGUUCAUAAUGCUGUUGCACAAGAAGGCCAAUGUCAAGUAGAAGAGGAUAAAGUGAACUUCCAUUUUAUUCUGUUUGCCAAUGUGGAUGGACAUCUGUAUGAAUUAGAUGGACGCAUGCCAUUUCCUGUAAAUCAUGGAGAAAGUUCAGAUGACUUGCUGUUGAAGGCUUCUGCUAAGAUCUGCAGACAGUUCACAGAACGUGAGAGGGGAGAAGUUCGCUUUUCUGCUGUGGCUCUCUCCAAGUCUGCCUGAGAUGCUGAAGAGGGAGUUGAAGGAAGGCAUUCUUAAUAUCAUAUCAACAAAUGCAUUCUCUAAAUCUUAUAUUGCUUCAGUGCUUGUUAAACACAGCUGGCUUGACCAAUUAAACAGUUCUGCAGAACUGUUCACCUCCAAAGUAUACAAGUGACAUCAGAGGAGUUACGAUAAAUAACCUGAGAUUCUAAUGAACUGUUCUGACAGAUCUGUCUCUGGACUCUUAGGCCCUGAUUUUUUUCACAUGUUGAGUAAAAAAGCUUUACAUGGCUUGUUUAACCUGUGCUUGUAAGUUAAACUGUUGGUUGUGAUUUUUUGUCUUAAUAGGACAAAUAAAACUCUUCUGCUGUUAAAAGUGAA